Penaeus indicus is the source of this 1005-nucleotide messenger RNA. RefSeq lists its product as uncharacterized. Bases 1 to 1005 code for a protein of 334 amino acids. Lineage: Eukaryota; Metazoa; Arthropoda; Malacostraca; Decapoda; Penaeidae. The transcript has 3 exons. The record is from RefSeq and is a predicted model, not a curated record.
AUGCCUUCGCUAGUCGGCAACGCACUAACAGCUGCAGGUCUGGAGAAGGACUACUACAGCUGUAAUAACACCAGCAAUAUCAACGACUGUAGCAACAUCAAUAAUAUCAACAGCUGUAAUAACACCAGCAAUAUCAACGACGGUAGCAACAUCAAUAAUAUCAACAGCUGUAACAACACCAGCAAUAUCAACGACUGUAGCAACAUCAAUAAUAUCAACAGCUGUAACAACACCAGCAAUAUCAACGACUGUAGCAACAUCAAUAAUAUCAACAGCUGUAACAACACCAGCAAUAUCAACGACUGUAGCAACAUCAAUAAUAUCAACAGCUGUAACAACACCAGCAAUAUCAACGACUGUAGCAACAUCAAUAAUAUCAACAGCUGUAACAACACCAGCAAUAUCAACGACUGUAGCAACAUCAAUAAUAUCAACAGCUGUAACAACACCAGCAAUAUCAACGACUGUAGCAACAUCAAUAAUAUCAACAGCUGUAACAACACCAACAAUAUCAACGGCUGUAGCAACAUCAACAAUAUCAACAGCUGUAACAACACGAACAGUAUCAACGGCUGUAGCAACACCAACAAUAUCAACAGCUGUAACAACACCAACAAUAUCAACGGCUGUAGCAACACCAACAAUAUCAACGGCUGUAACAACACCAACAAUAUCAAUGGCUGUAGCAACACCAACAAUAUCAACAGCUGUAGCAACACCAACAAUAGUAACAGCACCAACAACUGCAACAACAACUAUAGCAACACCAGCAAUAUCAAGAACAAUAGUAAAAACACCAACAAUAGCAAUAACAACUGUAACAAAACCAAGAAUGACAACACCAACAACAACAGCGUGAACAUCCCCCAGCAGAGGGCAAGGUCGCAGAACAAGUUGCCAUGGAGACGAAAUGAUAUACGUGACAUCACACUUGUACAAAAUCCUGCAAACAUUUAUAAUUUCCAAGUACCAUUCGUGGCUGGAAUAGACACCCACAACACAUAA